UGGCUCAUUGUUUGUGGCCGCGCUGCACCGCCGAGCGGAGAGACGGUGGGUCAGAGGAAAAUGGCGGACGGUGUGGAUCACAUCGAUAUCUACGCCGACGUAGAGGAGGAAUUCAACCAGGAAAGCGACUAUCCGGUUCACGAGCAGAUCGACCUUUAUGAUGAUGUAAUCUCACCAUCGGCCAAUAAUGGCGAUGCUCCAGAGGACCGUGAUUACCUGGAUGCGUUGCCUGCACCGGGUGGUUCAGAGGGAGGAAAGAGCGCCCCACCCAAUGUGGUGUACACCUACACAGGAAAAAGGAUCGCCCUUUACAUAGGAAACCUCACAUGGUGGACAACAGAUGAGGACUUGACAGAAGCCAUCCAAGUGAUAGGAAUUUCUGAUGUGAUAGAGAUCAAGUUUUUUGAAAACAGAGCCAAUGGCCAGUCAAAGGGGUUUGCCCUGGUGUGUGUGGGCUCAGAGGCAUCGUCCAGGAAGUUAAUGGAUCUCCUCUCAAAGAGGGAGCUCCAUGGUCAAAAUCCCAUCGUCACGCCAUGCAACAAACAGUCACUCAGCCAGUUUGAGAUGCAGUCACGCAAAAGUGAGUAUUGUCAUUUCACAGGCACUCAAACGGGUCAGAUGUCUGGUGAGGGUAAAGCGGGUCCCCCUGGUGCAGGCCUUCGUGGUGGCUUCCCUAUGGGUAGCCGAGGCAGGGGCAGAUUCCCUGGACCAUCCGCUCCUGGAGGAGACCGCUUCCCUGGUCCUGUUGGACCGGGAGGACCACCGCCACACUUUCCUGGCUCGGGGAUGACACCAGAUCUGAUUAGGCACCAAGAUGGUCCUCUGAUGGAUAUGAAUUUCAAUCCCUUCCCGCCGGGGGGCAGGAACGGGAGCUGGCGUGGCAGAGGCGGCAUGCAGGGUCCCCCACGCCCCCCUCCUGGUCCACCUGGACCCCCCGGCCCUCCAGGACCUCCACCGCCUGGACAGGGCCUCCCCCCUCCCCUCUCUGGUCCUCCAAAUCGUGGUGACAGGCCUCCUCCUCCUGUUCUCUUCCCUGGACAAUUUGGUCAGCCACCCAUGGGACCCUUGCCUCCAGGCCCCCCUCCACCAGGUUAUGGCCCUCCCCCUGGUCCCCCACCCCCUCAACAGGGUCCACCACCAGGACCGUUCCCUCCACGUCCACCAGGUCCCAUUGGACCCCCCAUGGCCUUGGCGCCACCACCACACAUGCCAGGCCCACCACCAGGUGGACCGCCACCAGCCCCACAUGUCAAUCCUGCUUUCUUUCCCCCACCUGGCAACAACAACAUGCCCCCCAAUGACAGCAGAGGGCCCCCAGGUCCAAACGACCCAUACGGACGCCCACCACCAUAUGAGAGAGGAGACUAUGGUCCUGGAGGCCGGGAGAUGGAGGCCUCACGGACUCCUCUGAGCGAGGCAGAAUUUGAGGAGAUCAUGAACAGAAACAGAGCCAUCUCCUCCAGCGCCAUAUCCAGGGCUGUGUCUGAUGCUAGUGCAGGUAACAAGCAUACAUCUGAUUAUGGAAGCGCCAUAGAGACCUUGGUGACCGCCAUCAGUCUGAUAAAGCAGUCUAAAGUGUCGGCAGACGACCGCUGUAAGGUCCUCAUCAGUUCCCUACAGGACUGUCUCCAUGGAAUUGAAUCAAAAAGCUAUGGCUCUGCCUCCAGGCGAGAGCGCUCCAGAGAACGUGACCACAGCCGCUCCAGAGAAAAGAGCCGACGCCACAAAUCCCGUAGCCGCGACAGGCACGAGGACUACUACCGAGAACGCAGCAGGGAGAGGGACCGCCAUCGCGAGAGAGACCGGGACAGAGACCGCGAAAGAGAGAGGGAGAGGGAGUACAGACACCGCUAAGCGAGGACGUAAAGACUGUUUAAGGCCUCAACCUACAAUGAGAGAAGCUUUUAUCACUCAGGUAGGUAUCAGGUAAGUGCUUUAGUUUCAGUUAGUUUUAUUUUAAACCACUGUCCAAAAAAUGGAGAAAACACUGGCAGUGUCUUGAAAGUGACCUGUUAUUUUAUAGCCUACAGGCUCAAAGGCUGGUUAAUAAUUAAAUUCAGUAGCCACUUAAUGUAUUCUGCUAAAUAAAUGACAAAAUACAUGUAUAUAAGAUCUCAGUGAAGCCAUAACGCAGCACUAACCUGAUGCUAUUUUUCAUUUGACAUUUGGCAAACUCACCUCUGCAAAAAUGAAAACCUAAGAUUGGCUCACAAAAAGUGGAGAUAAUCUGAAUUUGGAUUUUACCAGCAGCUAUGGCCGGUGAAUCAAAGGUUUAAUAAUUUCCUGGGAUAAAUAUCAGAUUUAUUGCUGUGGCUUUUUUAUUAUGUACAUUUACAGCUAAUUCAAAUGUAUUGUGACCUGAGAAGGUUUGUCAGUGUCCUUUUGAAUAGUGGUGCCUGAUUGGCUAGUUUCAGAUGUCACUCUUUCCCAUUCAUUUUGCACAAUAUCUUGUAGUGAUACAGGGUUUUGUAUGGUCUGUACAUCUGAUUGUAUUUAUACAUGGUAAAUGUUUGGUUUAUAGUAAUGUUGUAUACAUUUUGCUAUUCAUUUUGAUUAAAUGCUGAAAAUAUAUCAAUGCUAUGUUGACAAGUGAAUUGAUUUUGUUUGGGAUACAAAAUAAUUUGACAAUGUAAUGAUGCCGUAUUUGCAUGACUAAUAUAUCUUGGCAUUUUGUGCAAAAUUCAGUUAUUUGUAGCUUAGUUUUUCUUGCCUCUGAGCCAUUAUUCCUCAAAUUCAGACAUUGAGGUGAAGUAAAACAUAUUCAUGCCUGUUUCAUAUCGUGUUCCAACAACAUUGCUGUCAGUGUGAUGUCCCAAUUCUGAUGCAGUUAAUGCACAUAUUGGGUAAUUAAGCUAGUAAAAUCACUGCUUUCAAAGUCCAAGCCUUUGUACCUUAAUCCAGGUCAUUGUUGAUAAUGUCAUUGUAUGAGACAGUUAAAUUAAAAAGAACCAUAAUUUGAUCUGUCAAAUUGUCAAAUAUAUGCAGUACAUGAAAAAUCCAAACAAUUCUUAAUCUUAAUACAACAAAAUCAUUGAUUGUAUGUUACUUUGUAUUUUACUAAUGAGUUGUAGCAUUUUGAUAUUUUUCUUUCAUGUGACUUUUAUUGAGGUUGAUGAUUUACGUAGUUACGUAGUGCUACUUUGCCUUCAUAUUUUGGCUCGUAGGAUAAUGGAUGGCUUUUUUGGAUGAUUUUUAGAUGAGUUGUAAUUGUAGCUUUUUACAAAACGUCUGCGCUGCUGUCAUACUAUUUGAGGUUAAUGCUUUUUUGGCAAAUUGUGCUAGUGUUUUUGUGGAUUCUCGGUUUUAGGGUUACACAAAUAUUUUGUAUAAUUUGUGGGAAGAGGCUUUCUUCCAUUGUGUCACAUGUGGGUUGACAAACAUAACCUUUUGUAAAUUUUUGGAACAGCAGAUGAUAUAUUGACAUUGAAAUGUUUUGUGUCGCUCUGCCACGCGUUUAGAUGUGUUGUUGCGUAAACCAGUCCUUGUAGAGCACAGUGUAAUAGGGUGUAUGGGACCUUUAGCAUCUCUGUAUAGUUGUGCAUCACCCCAAAUAAUAUUUCAUUUUACUUAAAAUAAGCUUCAUUCUUGGCACUUAAAUGUCUUAAGUUGCACCCAUGGAGCGGAAUGUAUGUUCUGUAUGUUUGAUACAGUAUUUGCAAAUUAGUGUUUAUUUUAAGUUCCUCUAAUCCUGUGAAAUAUUACCUGGGGUGGUUUUGCUUGUGGAGUUGCUGAACAUUGAAAGUUGGCUAAACUCGUACCAAAACAAUGUGACAUCGUGACUGUCUCAGUAAUCUGUCAUGUGUUCUUGUGUAGAGCUGUGUAAACCUUUAGCUGUCAAUGCAAGCUCAGUUAAUCUCACCUCUGUUCAACUCAAAGAUGAUUUUUUUCAUGAGAAGUGACUUGUGCCCACUGGGAACCUCUUGACAAAGUGUUUUUCUAAUAUUGUUCGAAUGUUUAUUUACUUGCAUAAUUUGCACAUUUUCAACACUGCUGAGAUUUUAUAGACCUCUGCAGUUCCAAUAGUAGCAGUGCAAUGGGAGCUUCUACAUUCUCCUUUAGAAACACAUCUUAGAUUCAUUGAUUUAUAAGAGAUCCCCAGUGGGUUCAAGUCCAAAUAACAUUUGGUAAUGUAAAGAUGCCAAACUGUAUUUCAAUAAGUUGAGAUCUAAAGGAAGUGGGCAAUAUUCAGUAUGUAACAUGAUAUAAAAGCCAAAUUUGUUCAUUGUCCGAAUGAUUAUGUCCGAAAUCUGCCUUUGCGUUCAGUCUGACAUCACACAGUAUGUAAAUUAGGAUAGUUACUGCUUUUAUUCCUGAUUGUAGUAUGGCAUUGUUGUGUCCAGUUAUAUGUUUUGAUACUGUUUAAUCUGUUCAUGUUGUGGUGGAACACAGUGCUUCCACUAGGCUGACAUAACAGGAUCAUGGCUCUAUUGAAAUAAAAAAACAGAUAAUUUGUUUGAUGUCCAACCAGGGCCAAACAGUUUGUUUAAAAUUAGCAGUAAUAAUUUUUGCCAAUGAGUCUGGGAAUUAUGUCGAUUUACUAAAUCUGACAUUGAAAGAUGGCCUUAAGUUGAAGUGUAGAAUAAGACAAUUAUAAUGUGCUUUUUGUCAAAGGAAGCAGAAUUGCUAAACAUACAUACUUUUCCAAACUUAUCAGGUCUGUAAGCUUUUCUCAGGAGUUGAUAGUACACAAUAGAGGCAAAGGUGAUGCUUCUACACUGUCCUUGUGCACCUGUGGUAAGUACCAAAUGUCAGGCUGUUUGAAUUGCUUGGCCCUGGUUUGACUGAAAUUUUGUAAUAAACGGAUUUAUCACAAGGCAUAUUUAGAAAGAUCAGCUCCAGUUCCCCUUGUAACAUAUGUUCUCGUCUCCUACGUAACAAGAAGUACCAUGUAGCUUUUAUGACUGUGUGAAAACUUUGAUUGUGGGAUGAACAGUUUUUUGUCUGUAAACAUGCACCAUGUAGAAAAACACAAAAAGUCCCAAUAUUCAUUUGCAUCUUUGAAUCAUGUAAAAUCAUAUGUACUGAUUUGAUCUGAUUCCUAUGGGGAGGAAGUGACGAUACCAGUUCUUUAACGUCUGUACGCUACAAAAUAAAUGUAUUAUUAGGGCCCCAAUAUUCUUGAUUCAAAAUGAUCACGAAUUAAACCAUAAUGUCAUCAGGUCAGUGGUGAAUUGUUGAUAGUAUUGAAGUAAUUUGCAGCUCUAAUUAUGAUUAAGGGAUUGUCUUUUUAGUCUGCUGUCUUUCAUAAUAGACUACAUCAUUACUGCUUUUACUUUAUAUUGGCAUUUAAACAAGACCACUUUUGGCUACCACAUCACUAGUUUGUGGCAAAGUAUUACCUUGUGUGACUGAGUCCGAUGCGUGCUACGUGUAGCUUUGUGUUUUGAUUUGUUUUACUUGGUUACCUUAAGGCCCAAUGGCCCCCAUUACACCUGGCAUUAGAAUGCCUUUUCUGUGAUCAGAUACUGAUCAGAUGGCACUUUACCACAUGCAUUUACACCUGGUUCCUCCGCUCACGUAGUUGUUGUGGGUGGAGUGGAGACGUAUCGCAUUUACACUUCUGUUCAAUCCGGUCACAAUGCGUCCCCGGCCACCAAAGUGGCUUCACAGGUCGGAGAACAAUCCGUCCUCAGGUGUAUUUACACCUGUACUUGGUCAGGCGCUAUCCGAUUGCAAUCUGAUCACAGACAACGCAUUUUAAUGCCAUUUGUAAAGGGGGCCAAUGAUUGCUGCAUGCACUGUCUGUUAAAAUCAUAGUGUUUGACUCUGGCUGGUACUCACAACACUCAGCAAAUAUUAGAGGUUAUGACAUUUUAUCUAUUAUUGAUCAGUUGCCAACCAAUUUGAGACGCUAGCAUAGCUUUCUGAACCAAUUUUGGACAUUUAUACAACAAUUAUUGCUUUAAUUAAUGAUAAAACCAGUACAUUUCAUAAUCCCAAAGCAAGGACAAUGGUGUUACAGCAUGUAAUGUAAGUUUUGAAUUCACUCUUGUAUGUCCAAAGAGAAUAGCCUUAUAUACGUUUCCAUUGAUUGUCUACAUGUAUAUUGUGAAUGAACAGUUCUGAAGCUACAUUUCAGUAGCCGAUGAGUUGUGUUUAAUGUUUUCUGUGUCCAUGCUGAUAGAUUUUUACAUCUGAUAUUUCCUGUUGGAGUUUGCAUGACAUGUUUCUGUCUGUGCAAGGGUUGGGGGCAAUACAUGAUCAGCUGAGAAUUACAAGAGUAACAAAUGUGUUUGUACAAUUUUUUUUUUUUUAAUUAAAAAUCCGAAAACCAUUUUCGGUCUGUAAACUAGAAAAAAAAAUCUGAUCCCCCAGACGCCCCCUUUUUAAGUGGACUUGGAUGAAUUCCAAUAUCCAGACUCCAAGUUAUGAUGGUGAAUUGAACCCAGCCCUGGUGUGCACUGUAUAUGUAUGUGUAGUGUAGAGGUUUACUGGUGGGGAUGGGGAGUGUUCACUGUUGGGCUGCCUCGAAACCAAACUCCACCCUUCGUUUUGACACCUUUCAGCUCACGUGGAUCAAGGAUGGAUGGAAGGAAAAGGAGGAAACGCUUUCAGUGCACCACCACCACCACCACCGCCUCCUCUCCACCCUGCAUAUCCGGACAGGAUUUACAACCACCACCUCUUCCUCCACCCCUUCAUCUCUCUUCUCCUCUCCUUGUCCACCCAUCCUUCUUUGUCUCUUCAUCUUGUCUGCCUGACUAAGAGCAGUGGAUGGAGGACCCAGACUUGUGUAAGGCUAUGUUAUCCAAACACCUAUACUCAUGGUAACUAAAGAUGAAAGAAAAAAAAAAAAACUUUCCAAAUGGCCCUUUUGUUUUUACAAUGUUUUAUUUGACAUGAAGAUGAGUAUGUGUGAUGCUUUUUUGCAGAUAAAUAAUAAAAUGCCCCGCACGACUCCCAAAUAGAAAACGCAAACAUUACAUCCUAGUUUUUUUUGGUUUUUUUGUUUUUGUUUUUUUUAAUUUUCCUUGGCUCGCUGUACUGUGUACAUUCGGUUUAAAGAUAAGUUUUUAUAGGGUACGUGUUUGAUGUUUUCUCCCAUCCUUCUCUCAUUCUCAUUUAUUCUUUCCAUGGUUAGUAUGUUUGUAAAUGUCUCUGCUUUUGAUUAAAAACUAGAUGGUGUUGUAAUAAAAAAUGUUUACUGAGGUACACUCUGCAUUUGGUGAAUUCCUCUAUAUAUUUAGCUCAUUUAUGUUAAAUGUAAGCUUUGGAAUGCAAACUGGUUUUCAUAUUGAAACUUGUCUUGGCUUAUACGUGUUAUUGGGUUCUUUAACCCUUUUGUUUUUCUUUGUAAACACGUGUUUUAUAUGGUAAAUGAAAUUUUGAGAAUGCCCAUUGUUCUCUGACUGGAUGGGAAAUAUUUUAGUGGAAACCUUGAACAAGUUGAGGUCAACUUGUACGUGCACAUUUUUUGACUGGAAAACACACUGUUAAAGCUUUACCCGCCCCCCAAAAAAACAAUGUUCACCGUGGUUUCUGAUGUUUAAGUCAUGUGUAACCUCACUGAACGGUCAUCGCAGGGCCAUUUCCAUACCAAAUUGUCGGUUUUGUGAAUGUAAAAUCCCAUGAAUUUGUACGACUUAUCAAUGUUUGUUGGUGCAACUAUUGAAGUCACAGCUUAACUGGAAUUGGGACUCAAUCUCAGAAUAUCUGUUCCAUCGGUGAAAACGUGCAGUCAAAUAUUUUUUUUAUUAUUUUUUUUUAAGUCUAUGCGAUCGACUUGUUUUUGUUUGUACUUUUCUUAAAUCCUGACAAAGGGUAUGGCACAGCUGGUUAUUCAAAUACAGUGUGUUAGGUAAGGCAUUUCAAAAUGGUGCACUACACCAGACUUGUAUUCAUGCCUAAAGUUUUGAUUAUUGUAAACAUUGUGAUUCAAGGUUUGUAAAAUAGAAUAUAUUGGUUUUAUAGGGUUUAAAAUUUGAGUAAAUGAGUGUUUAAUGAGGUGACAUAUUGCUGUUUGUUUCCAUUGUACUUUAAAACAAAGGAAUAUCACCUUAGGCUGAUAUUAUGUUCACCGUAAAAAACAAAAUCGAUACCUCAGUAUUUUAAGUGAAGAAUCCAUUUUUUCUUUUUCUUUUUUCUUCUUUAUUUAAGAUUAUUUUUGUCCAUAAUGUUUGUUCAAAGCUCCAUGACCAUCCCCAAAAAUAAUCUCACUGUUGCUAUUGAAUGGACUUUUUGGUCGUUGUCUGAGUCCGCCUUAAAACUCUCAUUUGUCUGAGAUGUAUUUUUGCUCUUAUUAUGUAGUCAUUUAAAUCUCGUAGACACACCCAUCUAUGCAAACAAACAAGGGAAAUGUCACCAUGUCAAUUCUCUUGAAGAAUUUCUUAAAACUAAUACAGCUGCACACAUCUCUGCUUUUAAUUGUUUUGGUUGACUGAUUCUCUUUGGGUGUAUACAGCUGAUGCAUUAAUUUAAUUUGUUGAUACUUAAAUUUGCAUAAGCAAACUAAAUCUCACUUUCAGCAUUUGUCUCAUCAGCCUGUAUAAGUGUGUCUGUGUGUGUGGCUUCAUUUGUGGACUUGUUUGGUGUCACUGUAGUUGCCUUGUAGUGAUUUCUCUCCACAGUCUUAAAGGUAAGUGUUUUCAGGUCGUCAUGUUCCGCAGAAAAGAAGAAACAGCCAGACUGGCACUAAGAUGUUGGAAAGUAUAUUGUUUUGUAUUCAAGUGAUUUGUUAAAGCUGGUAAGUGUUAGAAACUGAUUUUUUUUUUCUUUUUUAGAAACAUUCAAUUCAAAUCAUGAAUAUGAACUUUUAUUAACGUUCAAUAUAGAGAAUGAUUGUUCAUCAGGGCCACAUGAUUUGAAGACUAUUAAUUACAGUUUGAUAAUCAGUCAUGUUUGUGUCUAAUAAAUAUACACCAAAUGUAGCUUCAUCAUAGUUUGUGAUUUAAUGUUCAUUCUGGUGAGCAUUCUGAAGACGUUUUCUGAGAAUCACUUUACUGUCCAGAAAAGACCAAACAAACAAAUUGAAUGCUUUCAUACGAAAAUAAAAGCCUCUAAAA
Messenger RNA from Solea senegalensis (Senegalese sole), 9002 nucleotides. It is a transcript of the gene cpsf6, whose product is annotated as cleavage and polyadenylation specific factor 6. Gene Ontology annotation, cellular component: mRNA cleavage and polyadenylation specificity factor complex. Gene Ontology annotation, biological process: mRNA alternative polyadenylation. Gene Ontology annotation, molecular function: mRNA binding. Bases 61 to 1854 code for a protein of 597 amino acids. NCBI's taxonomy places the organism in Eukaryota, Metazoa, Chordata, Actinopteri, Pleuronectiformes, Soleidae. The transcript has 11 exons. The record is from RefSeq and is a predicted model, not a curated record.